CAAGCCCGUGUGUGUCAGCUUCAACAAGCCGAGCCGCCUAGCCUAGCCAAGCUCCAGACGCAUGCGCAUGACUGGCGAGCCACCGUCCCCGGCUGAAGAGCCUGAUGCUACUCACGGAUGUGAGCCAUGCAAAGAUUUCCAGCCGGUUCCCGAGAUCGAAGGGGAAACUCCCAUGGGAUCAGAACGGACGGAAAUGCGGAAGCGGCAGACAUCUGCAGCCCAGGAGACACCAAGCUCCACCCAGGCACAGCCUGAUGAAGGGAAUCGAGGUUCCAAUGCCUGCUGCUUCUGCUGGUGCUGCUGUUGCAGCUGCUCUUGUCUUACCGUUAGGAAUCAAGAUGAGAGAACAAGAACAGCAUCACAUGAACUCAGAACAGAUGUCAUUCCAAAUUGUGAAGAAAGCUCAACUCCUACCCUGGAAGAUGUCAAUGCCUGGGGCCAAUCAUUUGACAAGUUAAUGAGGACACCAGCAGGAAGAAAUGCUUUCAGAGAAUUCCUCCGAACAGAAUUCAGUGAAGAAAAUAUGCUUUUCUGGAUGGCCUGUGAAGAACUAAAGCGAGAAUCCAACAAAAAACGAAUUGAAGAGAAAGCAAGGCUAAUAUAUGAAGACUAUAUUUCUAUCCUUUCUCCAAAAGAGGUCAGCCUGGACUCUAGAGUAAGAGAAGUUAUCAACCGGAAUAUGUUGGAACCAUCACAACAUACUUUUGAUGAUGCUCAGCUCCAGAUUUACACUUUAAUGCUCAGAGACUCCUACCCACGGUUUAUGAACUCUACUGUUUAUAAGGACUUAGUUCAGUCAGUCUCUGAGAAGUCUGUUGAAGCAUAGAAAUUAAUGUACUUUACACACACAUGGACACAAAUGAUACUCUGGACUGUCAUUCCCUAACACAGAAUUUAGCAUUGAUGAGUUCAUUGCUUGAAAAUAACUCAAACAAAUUGUCAAAUAUGUUCUAAAUAUGGAAGUUUCCAAAACCACUAGCUAUUUGCAACUUUUUUUCUAAGACAAGUGAGAAGUGGUGGCAGAGAAUAUGGAGCACGA
Molecule: messenger RNA, 1039 nt
Organism: Heteronotia binoei (common prickly gecko)
Lineage: Eukaryota; Metazoa; Chordata; Lepidosauria; Squamata; Gekkonidae
Gene: RGS20
Product: regulator of G protein signaling 20
Exons: 5
Coding region: 62-826 (254 amino acids)
Source: RefSeq, a predicted model, not a curated record